Molecule: messenger RNA, 772 nt
Organism: Porites lobata
Lineage: Eukaryota; Metazoa; Cnidaria; Anthozoa; Scleractinia; Poritidae
Source: the annotation of a GenBank genome assembly
GCUUCAGUGAACAAGCGUAAAGAAAUGAGGUCGAGGCUCGGGUGGAAAGUUCACCUAAGCCUGGCCGGGGGCAUAGUAGCGUCUCGACAUAUAUCUACCACCAGUCACCUCAUCUUCAGGGACUACCUGUUUACAAUCCCUGGCAAGGAAAGGUCAUUCGCAAUCGUAAGUUUUAUUAAGUAUCUUCAUAUUUUCUACAGACGGAAAAUUAUUAAGUUUUUUGACAACAAUUUCCGUUUUAAGGUGGCUUGACCAGUGAGCUCGGUAGUAGUUAUAUGGCUUGGUAAUAGAAAACUAAUUAACAGCGCAUGAAUUGCCCUGAUGGUUGGCAAAGUUCUUGCUUUUAGAGACAUUUCCGCUGUUUAAACAUAAGUUAAGAAUUUCCACGGAACAAAACUAAGUUAAAAAAAGCAAACAAACAAACUUGCCAUCUCAGGAUGCCAGGCUGAGUAAACAAUGGGCUUUAGUCCCAUGUUGAUAAGACUUGCUACUAAAAUGCCAAACACAAGUACAGGAGACACAUAUCGCCAGGUAAUCUUCCAAUACAGACCGGGACGACUCCCUAACAUGUACUCGAUGUCAUCCUCAAAUCUGCCACGGAUAAAAAGACAUUACGAAUAACACUUACAUUUUCCUUUGCAGUUCUUAUCUUGUAACUGUCUCUGUGAGCCGGCUAUGGAAACGACAAUUGGGGCCGCGAAAACUUUAGUAAUGGAUUUCAUUUUCCAAUCGGAUCUAAUUUAAAACACAUUUAAAUAGUUAAAUAGAAACU